AUGGCGGCGACACUCACAAAGGCGUUCCAACGGUUUGACCUAAGCAACAAAGAAAUGGCAGGAAUAGACUUAGAGACAGAGGAUGUGCUAGAGAGAGUUGAGGAAUGUAAGUUGAGCUUGGUAGGAAGGAUUAUGGGUGAGAAAGUUCCAAACUUUACAGGGGUAAAAAACUACACAUCACACAUGUGGGGCUACCCCAGGAACCUACACGUUGUGGAACUCGGCCCCAGUGUCUUCCAGUUUAACUUUGCAGAGGACAAAGACAAGGAUAAAGCCAUGAAUGGAAGACCAUGGGUUAUUGAUAACCAACUGCUUGUCAUAAAACCAUGGGCUCCAGAUAUAGAGAAAAGUACAGAAGUGUUCCAUGUAUCUCACAUGUGGAUACAAGUGUGGAAUCUCCCAAUCCACUGGUUGAGUAAAGCAGUGGAAUUUAAGCUCGAACAAAUGUUCUCUGCCAUUAGAGAAAUUAUCAUCCCACCAAGAGGAGGAAAGGAGGGGAGACAUAUGAAAAUCCUGGAGGAAAUAGAUAUAUCAUAA
Molecule: messenger RNA, 537 nt
Organism: Coffea arabica (coffee)
Lineage: Eukaryota; Viridiplantae; Streptophyta; Magnoliopsida; Gentianales; Rubiaceae
Source: RefSeq, a predicted model, not a curated record